GCCUCCUCGUUGGGCCUGUGCGGUUGGAGGCGGGGCAGCAGGACACUCCCCCACGCCGAGAAGCCUAGGGGAACAUGGCUCACGCCACUGCCUCCGCUUCACCAUCAGCGAACGCCACUACCCCUACCCCACCCCCAAUCCUGUCUCAGCCCCAGCGUCUCAGGGCCAGAGUGGCCACGUCGGUAGCUGGGGCUCCUGGAUCCUCCACAGGACAGCCAUUACACACCCUAAAGGAGAAGAGAACCUUAAGGAGACUGACUCAAGACUUUGGGAGGAGGGGUGCUAAUGGCUGGGGAGCGGAGAUGGGUUUCCCAUUCCCCUAGAGGUCCCUGGGCCUCCUGUACAAGAGAGCAUCCCGGAUCUCUUAAGUGUGGGAAGCCAUUUGGGGUCUCCCCAGUGUAUGGUCUUUCCCCUGAGAUAGGUCCCUGUCUCUUUACCCCUGUCCUGUCUCCAACUAAUAAUCUGUGUGUGUAACCAUUGCAUCAGGCCAGCCCCCUGUUUGGCUCUGCAGCCCUCUGGCCUGGGGCGCCACUGCUGAUGAAAGCAGCGUCCCACCCACUGGAAGGCAAGGAGGGUUCCCCAGGGAGGACAGCCCUGAAGAGAAACAUUCUGGGCGAUAUUGCAUCUCCAGUCCCUGGGGAUAGGCAGCUGCUGCUCUGCCUCCGGGCUUCCUCCUCCCUUCCCUUGUUCCAGAAGGAAGUGUAUCUUCAUACAUCACCACACCUGAGAGCAGAGCCUGAUCCAACUGCAGAGAUGGCAGCUGAGUCAUUGCCUUUUUCCUUUGGGACACUGGCCAGCUGGGAGCUAGAAGCCUGGUAUGAGGACCUGCAAGAGGUGCUGUCCUCAGAUGAAAAUGGGGGUACCUAUGUUUCACCCCCUGGAAACAAGGAGGAAGAAUCAAAAUCCUUCACCACUCUUGACCCUGCCUCUCUGGGUUGGCUGACUGAGGAGCCAGGACCAGCAGAGGUCACGAACACCUCCCAGAGCCCUUGCUCUCCAGAUUCCAGUCAGAGCUCCCUCGCUCAGGAGGAAGAAGAGGAAGACCACAGAAGACCAAGGAAACGGAAACAGAGUGGCCAGUCCCCAGCUGGGGCUGGAAAGCAACGCAUCAAGGAGAAAGAACAAGAGAAUGAGAGGAAAGUGGCACAGCUAGCUGAAGAGAAUGAACGGCUCAAGCAGGAAAUCGAGCGCCUGACCAGGGAAGUAGAGGCGACUCGCCGAGCUCUCAUUGACCGAAUGGUUAAUCUGCACCAAGCAUGAACAGUUGGGACCAUCGCUUCCCCCUCAGGCCACUACCUACCGUUCACAAAAGUGGCUGCCGACCAUCUCCUCCAGUGCCAGUGAUGUGACCCUCAACCCCAUCUAGUCAGGAGUGGGGGAAGCUUGGGGUAGAUGACAGGAAAGGGUCUCAGCAUGUAUAUAGAGAUUGUUCAUUUAUUUAUUACUGUCCGUAUCCAUUAAAGUCACUUUCUAUGA
This is a messenger RNA of Callorhinus ursinus (northern fur seal), 1476 nucleotides long. RefSeq names its product DNA damage inducible transcript 3 (gene DDIT3). Gene Ontology annotation, biological process: negative regulation of transcription by RNA polymerase II; intrinsic apoptotic signaling pathway in response to endoplasmic reticulum stress; ER overload response. The record is from RefSeq and is a predicted model, not a curated record. Gene Ontology annotation, cellular component: CHOP-ATF4 complex; CHOP-ATF3 complex; cytoplasm. NCBI's taxonomy places the organism in Eukaryota, Metazoa, Chordata, Mammalia, Carnivora, Otariidae. Gene Ontology annotation, molecular function: transcription factor binding; protein heterodimerization activity; DNA-binding transcription activator activity, RNA polymerase II-specific.